UGCCCCCAGCAGCAGGUGCAGCAGCGGCAGGCGGCCAACCUGCGCGAGCGGAGGCGGAUGCAGAGCAUCAACGACGCGUUCGAAGGGCUGCGCGCCCACAUCCCCACCCUGCCCUACGAGAAGCGGCUGUCCAAGGUGGACACGCUGAAGUUGGCCAUCGGCUACAUCAACUUCCUGAGCGAGUUGGUGGCGUCGGACCGUGCGGGGGCGGCAGGAGGCGUCGGCGGCGGCGGCGGGGGUGGACUCGGGGGUGGCGGCUUGCGCGGCGUGGGCCACGGCCCGCUGCGCGAUCAGCCCAAGAAGGUCAUCCUCAGGGGAGGCUUCGGCUGCCCGUUCACGGCGCAUUCACUAUCGUGGUCGAGCAGCCGGUCGGAGCGCACGCCCACCGCCGCCGGGCUGAUGUUCGCAAAGGUGUGGACUCCAGAGGACCCCAGGGCUGCCAGCAAGGCCGCCUCGGCUGUGCCAGCCGGCGACGCCCCCACGCCGGCGCCGCAGCGCUUCUGACACCAGGUCGCGGUUUCACACAUCCUCUGACUGAAUUACGGAGUGAAUCCUCGCGUCGCUGUGCAGUGUGGACUUGUGUCACAAAUGGCUGGGAGAUCACUGCAGAGACUGAAAGAAGUGGCAGAUUGGACACGCCAUCGGCAGUGUCGUUCACGGCCGUUGAUUCAGCUCAAGUUAGCCCUGUGAGGGACAGUGCGCAUGCUGUUUCGGUAUACCGUCAUCAUAAAUUGUUCAGCUCUCUGAGUAAUGGAAGGGAUGUA
Molecule: messenger RNA, 764 nt
Organism: Schistocerca nitens (vagrant locust)
Lineage: Eukaryota; Metazoa; Arthropoda; Insecta; Orthoptera; Acrididae
Product: pancreas transcription factor 1 subunit alpha-like
Exons: 4
Biological process (GO): developmental process; regulation of transcription by RNA polymerase II
Molecular function (GO): RNA polymerase II transcription regulatory region sequence-specific DNA binding; protein dimerization activity; DNA-binding transcription factor activity, RNA polymerase II-specific
Source: RefSeq, a predicted model, not a curated record